AUGUCACCCUAUGGAAAUGGAAACCUUUCAGCGAUGCCUUUGCAGGAGUUUGUACUGGAUGGAUUUCAGACCCAGGCCCUGCUCUUUGCUCUGUUCCUGGCCCUGUACGUGGUGGCCGUCCUGGGGAACCUCACCAUGAUGGUGGUCAUCACGCUGGAUGCCCGUCUGCACUCCUCGAUGUACUUCUUCCUCAAGAACCUCUCCUUUGUGGACCUGUGCUACUCGUCUGUCAUCUACCCCAAAGCCCUGGCCAACUUCUUUUCCUCCUCCAAGGUCAUCACCUUUGCAGGCUGUGCCACCCAGUUCUUCUUCUUCUCCAUGGUGGGCACCACUGAGGCAUUUCUCCUGGCCGUGAUGGCCUAUGACCGCUUCGUGGCCGUCUGCAGCCCCCUGCGCUACCCCAUCGCCAUGCGCCCCUCAGUGUGUGCCCGCCUGGUGUUGGGCACUUACUGUGGGGGCUGCCUCAACUCCAUUCUGCAGACCAGCUUCACAUUCAGCCUCCCAUUCUGCAGCUCCAACCACAUCGACCACUUCUUCUGUGAUGUGCCUCCAUUACUCAAGCUUGCCUGUGCUGACACUACCAUCAGUGAGCUGGUCUUGUUUGGCCUUUGUGGGCUCAUAAUUGUGGGCACCAUACUUGUGGUCCUCACCUCCUAUGGCUACAUCACAGUGACCAUCCUGAAGAUGCGCUCAGGAGGAGGGAGGCACAAGCUCUUCUCCACCUGCGGCUCCCACAUGACAGCUGUGUCCAUCUAUUAUGGGACAGUUUUUGUCAUGUAUGCCCAGCCGGGGGCUGUGCUGUCCAUGGAGCAGGGCAAGGUGGUCUCUGUCUUCUACACCCUGGUCAUCCCGAUGCUCAACCCCCUCAUCUACAGUCUGAGAAACAAGGAGGUGAAGGAUGCCCUGUGGAGACUGGGGCAGAGACACACAGCCACGUGA
This is a messenger RNA of Budorcas taxicolor (takin), 939 nucleotides long. RefSeq names its product olfactory receptor 12-like. Gene Ontology annotation, cellular component: membrane. Gene Ontology annotation, molecular function: odorant binding; G protein-coupled receptor activity; olfactory receptor activity. The transcript has a single exon. Lineage: Eukaryota; Metazoa; Chordata; Mammalia; Artiodactyla; Bovidae. Gene Ontology annotation, biological process: G protein-coupled receptor signaling pathway; sensory perception of smell. The coding region runs from base 1 to 939 and encodes 312 amino acids. The record is from RefSeq and is a predicted model, not a curated record.